AUGGCAUGGUACUGCUCCGGAUCGACCAACCACGAGCUAGUCGAGAACCUGUAUAGGACGGGACUGAUAAAGAAUGAAAGAGUCAAGAAAGCAAUGCUAGGAGUUGAUCGUGCCCACUAUGCCCCAUCUAGACCCUACUCGGACUCACCGCAGCCCAUCGGUCACGGAGCGACAAUCUCUGCACCCCACAUGCAUGGACAUGCGUGUGAGUACCUCAUUGACUACCUGCGACCGGGCUCACGAGUGCUGGACAUUGGCUCAGGCUCCGGAUAUUUGACCCAUGUUAUCGCCAACCUCGUAACAGAUCCAUCACUGUCAGCAGGAGAAAACGGCCAGGUUGUCGGGGUUGACCAUAUACAGGAGCUGGUUGAUCUGGCCCACAACAACAUGCGUAAGUCGGGGGAUGGCCGAAAAUUGCUUGAAUCUGAAGUAGUGAAGUUCGUCAAUGCCGAUGGCCGCCAAGGAUGGGCAGAAGGAGCACCAUACGAUGCUAUUCAUGUCGGCGCGGCUGCAGAAGAGCUUCACCCAUUGCUAGUCGAACAACUAAAAGCCCCUGGCCGAAUGUUCAUCCCUGUCAACGCAGACGACGAACGAGGAGCGCUUGAAAGAGUUGCGUUUGGGGGUGGGCAGUAUAUAUGGGUUGUUGAUAAAAGAGCCGAUGGGUCUGUCCACAAGGAGAAAGUAUUUCAAGUCAGCUACGUUCCUCUUACUGAUGCACCCAAAAAAUGA
Molecule: messenger RNA, 729 nt
Organism: Aspergillus ochraceoroseus IBT 24754
Lineage: Eukaryota; Fungi; Ascomycota; Eurotiomycetes; Eurotiales; Aspergillaceae
Product: protein-L-isoaspartate O-methyltransferase
Exons: 2
Coding region: 1-729 (242 amino acids)
Biological process (GO): protein modification process
Cellular component (GO): cytoplasm
Molecular function (GO): protein-L-isoaspartate (D-aspartate) O-methyltransferase activity
Source: RefSeq, a predicted model, not a curated record